Messenger RNA from Camponotus floridanus (Florida carpenter ant), 2212 nucleotides. RefSeq names its product transcription initiation factor TFIID subunit 6. The record is from RefSeq and is a predicted model, not a curated record. The coding region runs from base 190 to 2100 and encodes 636 amino acids. Lineage: Eukaryota; Metazoa; Arthropoda; Insecta; Hymenoptera; Formicidae. Gene Ontology annotation, biological process: RNA polymerase II preinitiation complex assembly; transcription initiation at RNA polymerase II promoter. Gene Ontology annotation, cellular component: transcription factor TFIID complex; SAGA complex; SLIK (SAGA-like) complex. Gene Ontology annotation, molecular function: RNA polymerase II general transcription initiation factor activity; transcription coactivator activity; protein heterodimerization activity. The transcript has 9 exons.
AAUACGUGGUAUGCAUCAGCGUGCGUGUCAUAAAUAAAUGUAAAAUGUAGUUUGAUUUAAUCUUAUAAUAAUCUUGAAGCGCAUCAUUAUGCCAGUGAAGCAAGGAAGCUGUAAAAAUAAGAAGCACUUCAUUAUAAAAUAAAACUGUCGUAUCGAUAUAUGCUAUGUGAUACUUGAGAAAGUUUGAAAAUGAAUGAAAGUGAAUCCAUUUAUGGGACAACUUUGUCUCAAGAAUCUAUCAAAGUAAUAGCAGAAAGCAUUGGUGUUGGAAAUUUCCCAGAUGAGGCCGCAAAGGAUCUCGCAGAGGAUGUUAGCUAUAGACUCAAAGAAAUAAUUCAGGAUGCUGCAAAAUUUAUGAGGCAUGGAAAACGUCAACGAAUGACUACGCAUGAUAUAGAUCAUGCAUUGAAAAUUAAAAACAUUGAGCCAACAUAUGGAUUUUUUGCUAAAGAUCACAUACCAUUCCGCUUUGCAUCAGGCGGUGGUAGAGAACUACAUUUUGUGGAAGAAAAGGAGAUUGAUCUUAAUGAAAUUGUGUCUAUGGCUGGUGGGCAAACAUGGCCCAAGCUUCCUUUGGAAAUCACAUUGCGAGCUCAUUGGCUGUGUAUUGAUGGAGUACAACCUACCGUACCAGAAAAUCCACCACCAGUAUCAAAAGAUGUCCAGAAACUAGAGAGUGUCGAUCCGACGACUAAAUUAUCCAGCAAGAAUCAAAAUAUUGGUAUUGGUAAACCGGGUGGCGGUGGCAAAAGUCAGAAGCUACGAAAUGUGGAAACUAUUCACGUGAAACAGCUUGCGACGCACGAGCUCAGUGUAGAGCAACAAUUGUAUUACAAAGAAAUAACCGAAGCAUGCGUCGGAUCCGACGAAGGUCGCAGAGCGGAGGCUCUUCAAUCGCUCUCAGCGGAUCCUGGUCUGCACGAAAUGCUAGCGCGUAUGUGCACCUUCAUCGCGGAAGGUGUACGGGUCAAUGUCGUACAGAAUCAUCUCGCGUUACUUAUCUACCUCAUGCGAAUGGUCAAGGCUCUACUCGAUAAUCCGAGUCUCUAUCUAGAAAAAUAUCUUCAUGAAUUGAUACCAUCAGUUGCAACUUGCAUAGUUUCUCGACAAUUAUGCAUGAGACCAGAUGUAGACAAUCAUUGGGCAUUACGAGACUUUGCUUCCAGACUAAUGGCGCAGAUAUGUAAAAAUUUUAACACCUCUACAAAUAAUGUACAAACUAGAGUUACUCGUAUGUUUAGUCAAGCAUUGGCGAAAAACAAUCAGACACCAUUAGCGUCUCUUUAUGGAGCAAUUGAAGGACUCUGUGAACUAGGUCCAGAAGUGAUUAAAGCUUUGGUUAUUCCCAAAAUUAAAUCUAUCUCUGACCGUAUUGAAUCAUGCAUUGAAGGUCAAGGAUUAUCCAAUGUGGAUAAAAAUGGAGCUGGGCACAUCAAAACUUUGCUUGUGAAAUCGGUUGCUCCAGUUUUGAAAACAAUACGGUCACCACCUGAUUACGUGGAUGAUUACAAACAGGACUAUGGAUACAUAGGUCCUGCACUAUGUGCUGCAGUUGCAAAAGCUCGCACGCAACCUGUUGCUUUAGCAACUACAACUACAACUACAGCACUUACAACGAAUCAACAACAAGGUUCUAAUUGUACAGGAAAAACACUUGUGCAAACAGUGACUAGUUCGAGUCCUGGACAGCAAACUGGCCGCACAAUUAUGCUUGGUACAAGCAGGAAUGCUAGCGGAACUUCUGCAACUGGUGGACAAAAAUUUGUCAUCCUGCAAUCGCGCUCACAAACACCUACUGCUUCCAAUAUAAAUACCAGUGCGAUUCAACAGCAACAAUCGCAGACACAGCAGCAGCAGCAACAACCACAACAACCACCACCUCAGCAAGUUAAACUGGCACAGACUAAUGUCAGUCAACAAAAAGCACAUGUACCAAGUUCCACUACAAAAUUAGUUGUAGUGUGCAUGUCUGCCAGUAGUCAUACUAAUACAUCGGUGACGCAACAAGCAAAUCUUACGGCGAAGACGCAAAAUGUCUUUGUAACACAACAAAAUGUCGAAGGGUCACUCAGUCCAGAAGAAGAACACUCGUUUCAAUAAAAAAAAAAUAUAUAUAUAUAUAUAUACAUAGGUAUAUGUAAGAUUGACAAGCAUAUAUAUACAUAUAUGUAUAUAUAUGAAAAUAGAACUUCCAUAAAAAUCCUUCCUUAUA